Molecule: messenger RNA, 1989 nt
Organism: Aspergillus puulaauensis
Lineage: Eukaryota; Fungi; Ascomycota; Eurotiomycetes; Eurotiales; Aspergillaceae
Product: sodium:neurotransmitter symporter family protein
Exons: 2
Coding region: 1-1989 (662 amino acids)
Biological process (GO): sodium ion transmembrane transport
Cellular component (GO): membrane
Source: RefSeq, a predicted model, not a curated record
AUGGUGUUUGUCCAGUACGUCAAGAAGGCCGUCGCCUGGCUUCUGCCUCCUCCUACGCAGUCGGAGGAUGGUCGCGACCAGUGGCCCUCGCGGGCGGCCUUCCUCCUCGCCGCCAUGGGAGGCUGCGCUGGUCAGGGAAACCUGAUCCGGUACCCCUCGGUCGUAUACAACAACUACGGCCUGCAGUGGUUCAUCCCGUACCUGCUGGCUAUUUUCUUUGUCGCGAUUCCGGCUCUGAUCCUCGAAAUCUCCAUCGGACAGGCCUAUCGCGGCGGAACAGUGAUCGCAUUCAACAAUAUCAACCGCCGACUGAAGGGUGUGGGAUUGGGCCCCAUCUUGGUCAGUUUUAUCGUCACGCAGUACUUCACGGUGAAUCUUGCCUGGAUCAUGAAUUACUUCCGAAACUCCUUCCGCAGCCCCUUGCCUUGGGAGGGCAGAAUUGAGGACUUCUACAUGGGUGACGUGAUCCACAAUGUCGAUCCGAUUGAUGGGUCGCUGAGCUUCGACAAUAAGGAGGUGCUUUCGUAUACGAAGUACCCUGGUGUUGCUCUCCUGGGCGAGACCGUUGGAUGGAGCGCGUUUAUCUGGUUCCUGAUCUGGAUUUCCAUCUUCCGCGGUGUUGGUCUGACUGGUCGUGUUGUCUACUGGACUAUGGGUCUCCCCAUUGUGACCACGAUCAUCUUCGUCGGCCGGUCUCUGUCGCUCGAGAAUGCCAGUGAAGGAGCCCGACUUCUUUGGGCAACAUGGAGAGGCGACCAGCUGGCCUCUGGUACUGUCUGGCAGACGGCUGUCGGACAAGUCUUCUUCUCUACCGGUAUUGGCUUUGGCUACUUCACCUCCUACGCUUCAUACAACUCGAAACACUCCAACGCAGUCAUGGACGCUCUGCUAAUCUGCGGGAGCAACGUCCUCUUCGAGAACUUUGCUGCAUUCUCCGUCUUCGGCGUCGUUGGCUAUCUCAGGAGAUGGCCGCAGGACGGUGAGCGACUCGGCGCCUUCGUCGUCGGCUUCCUCACCCUCCCUGAGGCAGUGCUGCACAUGCCCGGCGCCAACUUCUGGGCCUUCCUGCUCUUCUUCACCCUCGUCGUACUGGGAUUCAGUUCUGCGUUCGUCAUGCUGGACGCCGUCGCCACCCUCAUCGUCGACUCGGGCCAUGUCAAGCUCUCGCGCCCAGUAAUCGUCACAAUCCUCACCCUCAUCUCGUUCCUCAUGUGUCUCCCCUACUGCACAGAGUUCGGCUUCUACCUCCUCGACGGCAUUGACCGCUGGAUCAACAACGUCUGUCUCAUCUUCGUCGUCUGGUCCGAGGUCGUCAGCGCAAGCACCAUCUACCGCUGGACCGAUGUUGUCGACCAGACCGGCCUUUGGGGUUUCAUUCUGUACAACUUUGCAUACUUUGGCGGUCAGAUCAUCGGCGUCGCUGUGGCCCAUGGAACUGAAGACCCUGCUAUUGGCGCGGGAGCUGGAUUUGGCGUCUACGUCGUCUUCGGUAUCACUGCGGCACUGAUUUCUGACCGACCAUCUAUCCCGGCUCCAAGCUUCUGGGGGAGGAACACAUUCCUUAGCAAGUUCUGGUAUCUCGCCGCCUACUCGGGAAACCAAAUCCGGCGAGACCUAAACAACAUCGUCGGCGGUGGAAAAAACUGGAACAUCCCCGUAUUCUGGCCCGUAAUCCUGCGGUACGUGUGCGCGCCCGUUCUCGCCAUAAUCUUCUCCUUCGCAUAUCCCGAGUUCCACACACUCCGCUACGACCCGCUCAUGAUCACGGGCUUCAUUCUCGCGCAUAUCAUCCUGCUCGUUAUCCUGCUUGGAUUUGUCAUGCCGAGGUAUUAUGAUGUGUUUAUCCCGCCGCAUCGUAUUGAUGAGGGGAAGACGCUUAUGGGGGAGUUGGCGCAGGGACAGCAUGUUCCUGCUAGUAGGACUGAGCCGAGUGUGGGCAGUGAGGAGGGGGAGGCGUCGAUACCGCCGCCGGCGUAUACGAAGAGCUAG